AUGUCGCUCGGCACGACCCAUGUCCCGGACGUGCUAGCCGCCGAACUCGAGGCCGUCCGCAACCGCGACACCUCCUCGACCAUUUCUAAGGACGAAGACGUAGAAAACUACGGCAGCAGCAGCGGCAGCCAGAAACAGCCGGAGUACCGCGGCUUCGAAGACCAUGCCAAGGACUCCGUGCGCGACUUGGCCCGCACUCUCACGCACGAGGGCGGCAACGCGCAAAGUCCGGUAAACCCGGUCUUCUCCGACCCGCAAGCCUCCGACUACGACGCCCGGCUCGACCCGAACUCGGACCAAUUCUCGUCCGCGUUCUGGGUCCGCAACUUGAGCGAAUUGGUCCGGCAAGACCCGGACCACUACAAACCGUACUCGCUAGGCUGCUCGUGGCGCAACCUGCGAGCCUACGGUAACGCCACAGACGUGGCCUACCAGGCCACUGUGGCCAACUUGCCAGUGCAACUGGUUCAAUCCGUGUAUCGUAUGGCCCGCAAGGCCCGUCCAGAAGACACUUUUGAUAUUCUUAAGCCCAUGGACGGUCUGGUAAAGCCCCGCGAAUUGCUGGUGGUUUUGGGUCGUCCCGGCUCAGGCUGUUCCACUUUGCUAAAGACGGUUUCGUCCAACACACACGGGUUCCACGUGGACCCAGAGUCGCAACUGUCGUACGACGGUCUCACACCCAAGGAAGUGGCCAAACACUAUAGAGGUGAAGUCGUUUACAACGCCGAAUCCGAUGUGCAUUUCCCACAUUUGACCGUUUUCCAAACGCUUAAAACCGUGGCCCGUCUGGCUUGUCCUUCCAAUAGAAUCCACGGCGUGGAUCGAGAAGCUUUCUCAACGCACAUCACAGAGGUCGCCAUGGCAACGUACGGUCUGUCGCACACACGUGACACCAAGGUCGGAAACGAACUGGUGCGUGGUGUAUCCGGAGGAGAGCGUAAGCGUGUCUCUAUCGCCGAGGUUUCGAUCUGCGGGUCCAAGUUUCAGUGUUGGGACAACGCCACCCGUGGUUUGGACUCCGCCACGGCUCUGGAGUUCAUCCGUGCCUUGCAGACCCAGGCUAAGCUCACGGCCAGCGCUGCGGUCAUCGCCAUCUACCAGUGUUCCCAGGACGCAUACGACCUAUUCGACAAAGUCUCGGUGUUGCACGAGGGCUACCAGAUCUACUUUGGCCCUGCCAAAAACGCAAAGGACUAUUUCGAACGCAUGGGCUACGUGUGUGCCCCACGUCAAACCACCGCCGAUUUCGUCACCGCCAUCACCAACCCUGCAGAAAGACAGGUCAGAGACGGUGCCAAACCUCCUGCUACCGCUGUCGACAUGGAACACUACUGGAAACAGUCGCCCGAAUACGCACAGUUGCUGCGUGAUAUCGCAGAGUACGAGGCCACCGGCGGCGCCAGCGGCGAUAGCGACGAUAACGCCGUCGACCGGAAACAACAGCUCGCCGAUAAUCACGUGGCAAAGCAGUCACGCCGCGCACGUCCCCAAUCACCAUACACGGUGAGCUUUUGGCUUCAGAUCAAGUAUCUGUUGAUCCGUAACAUGCAGCGUAUUCGCAGUAACAUGGAUGUGACCGGGUUCCAGGUAAUUGGUAAUGGUGCCAUGGCCUUCAUUCUGGGGUCCAUGUUUUACAAGAUUUUGAAACACGACACCACUGAUGGUUUCUACUCGCGUGCCGGUGCGCUGUUUUUCGCCGUGCUGUUCAACGCCUUCUCGUGUAUGCUGGAGAUUCUCGCGCUUUAUGAGGCGCGUCCGAUCUCCGAAAAGCACAAACGGUACUCGCUGUAUCACCCGGCCGCCGACGCCAUGGCCUCGGUGAUCUCCGAAAUCCCAUCUAAGCUUAUCACGUCUGUGACCUUCAACCUGGCACUUUACUUCCUGUGCAACUUCAAGCGCGAAGCAGGUGCCUUUUUCUUCUAUUACCUCAUGACUAUCGUGGCCACGUUUCUGAUGUCGCACAUUUUCCGUUGUCUCGGUGCUUCUACAAAGACGUAUGCAGAAUCGAUGGUACCGGCAUCGGUGCUGUUGCUGGCUCUAGCCAUUUACACCGGGUUUGCCAUUCCAAAGACCAAGAUCCUCGGAUGGUCCAAAUGGAUCUGGUACAUCAACCCGCUGUCGUAUGUCUUUGAGUCUUUGAUGGUUAACGAAUUCCAUGGCCGUAAGUUUGAAUGCUCCACGUACAUCCCGGCGGGUCCUGCCUAUCUGGAUGUUAGCGGAACCCAGCGCGUCUGCUCUGCGGUGGGCGCCGUCCCAGGCCAGAGCUACGUGGACGGUGAAACCUACAUUAACGUCGCUUACGGCUAUUACCACAAACACAAAUGGCGUGGGCUCGGUAUCGGGCUCGCCUAUGCGAUCUUCUUUUUGGGAGUCUACUUGGCUGUGGUCGAAUUCAACGAAAGUGCCAAGCAACGUGGUGAAAUCCUAGUAUUUCCGCAGUGGGCAAUCAGGCGCAUGAAGAAGCAGCGUAAGCUGCAGUCGCGUCUAGGAGCAGACCCUGCAGAUGAGGAACACCGUGCAGCUGCAGGCACCAAUGAGAAGAAGCUACUAGAAGACUCCGCAGAAGAUGAGGACGUCAACAGCAGCAGUGCGGCCGUGUCUGAGGACGCAGGCAUGCUCUCAUCUUCAGAGGCAAUCUUCCACUGGCGUAAUGUAUGUUUUGACGUGGCUAUCAAGAAAGAAACUCGUCGUAUUCUGGACCAUGUAGACGGAUGGGUCAAACCCGGCACUCUGACCGCGCUGAUGGGCGCCUCAGGUGCUGGUAAGACCACAUUACUGGAUUGUUUGGCGUCGCGUGUUACCACGGGUGUUAUUACCGGCGAUAUGUUCAUCAACGGGUUUUUGCGGGAUGCUUCGUUUGCACGGUCCAUCGGCUACUGCCAACAACAAGAUCUGCAUUUGGAAACGGCCACUGUUCGUGAAUCGCUACGGUUUUCCGCUUACUUGCGUCAACCAGCGCACGUCUCGCGUGCUGACAAGGACCGGUACGUGGAAGACGUGAUUCGGAUUUUGGAAAUGGCAAAAUACGCCGACGCUGUCGUGGGUGUUGCCGGAGAAGGUCUGAAUGUGGAACAACGUAAGCGACUCACCAUCGGUGUCGAGCUGGCCGCCAAGCCUAAGCUGCUGCUGUUCUUGGAUGAGCCCACUUCCGGUCUGGACUCCCAGACCGCAUGGUCUAUCUGUCAAUUGAUGCGUAAGCUAGCCAACCACGGUCAAGCCAUCUUGUGCACAAUUCACCAACCCUCGGCCCUUUUGAUGCAGGAGUUUGACCGUCUGUUGUUCUUACAGCGUGGUGGUAGAACCGCGUAUUUCGGAGAUCUCGGUUCCGGAUGCCAGACCAUGAUUGACUACUUUGAACGUAACGGCGCGCACAAAUGCCCUCCCGGAGCCAACCCGGCCGAGUGGAUGCUGGAAGUGAUCGGCGCCGCGCCUGGAUCGCAUGCCGCGCAAGACUACCAUGAAGUAUGGCGCAACUCAGACGAGUACCGCGCCGUGCAGGAAGAGCUGGAAUGGAUGGAACGCGAACUGCCCAACCGUCCUGUGGACACCAGUAACGAGCAGUCCGAAUUCUCCACUUCGUUGGUUUACCAGUAUACGCUGGUGACACACCGGUUGUUGCAACAAUACUGGCGUACGCCAUCGUAUCUGUGGUCAAAGAUCGGGCUAACCAUUAUUUCACAGAUCUUCAUUGGUUUCACGUUUUUCAAGGCCGAUAGCUCCAUGCAAGGGCUGCAAAACCAGAUGUUGUCAAUCUUUAUGUUCACAGUGAUCUUCAACCCAACGCUACAGCAGUACUUGCCAACUUUUAUCUCACAAAGAGACUUGUACGAGGCGCGUGAGCGGCCAUCGCGUACCUUCUCAUGGCUCGCCUUUAUUUUGUCUCAGAUCAGCGUGGAAAUUCCUUGGAACAUUUUUGCUGGGACAAUCGCUUUCGUGGUUUACUACUACCCAGUAGGAUUCUACAACAACGCAUCGUUCGCAAACCAGCUGCAUGAACGUGGUGCUUUGUUCUGGCUUUACGCGACCGCGUUCUACGUGUUUACUGGUUCAAUGGCACAACUGGUUGUUGCUGGCCAGGAAGUGGCUCAGGCCGCUGGCCAAAUCGCCUCUUUGCUCUUCACACUGACACUAUCGUUCUGUGGUGUGAUGGUCCAGCCAUACAACAUGCCCGGGUUCUGGAUCUUCAUGUACCGUGUGUCGCCAUUGACCUACUUUAUCGACGGUGCGUUGUCCACCGGUAUUGCCAACGCUGAUGUGCACUGUUCGGAUUACGAAAUGGUGCGGUUCACCCCACCACAGGGCCAAACAUGUGGCCAGUACAUGAACACCUACAUUACAACCGCUGGAACUGGGUACCUGGCAGACGCCGGAGCCACUGACGAAUGUCGGUUCUGCUCGGUCUCGACGACCAACGAUUAUUUGAAGGCCGUGAGCUCGAAGUACUCGCACCGCUGGAGAAACUACGGGAUUUUCCUAGCGUUCAUCAUGUUCAAUUUUGCCGCAGCGACCUUUUUCUACUGGCUAGCGCGUGUGCCCAAGAAGAGAAACAGAGUGGCGGACGAACGUAAGUCAGAGGCACAGAAGCUAAAGGAGAAAUAG
Molecule: messenger RNA, 4599 nt
Organism: Lachancea sp. 'fantastica'
Lineage: Eukaryota; Fungi; Ascomycota; Saccharomycetes; Saccharomycetales; Saccharomycetaceae
Source: the annotation of a GenBank genome assembly